GGUCGGGAUGGCCACGGGCCCGCGGCACCGCAUAGCGCCGCGUACGUCGUACACCAGGGACCCCGCGCAGCGCCAUCCCGAGCUCUGAUCGCCCGGGCCAGUUCGACGCAGCGCCGCCGCCAGUGCGUGAGGUCCAUCGUAGGCACGGUCGUGAUGGGGGCGGGGGCGGUUCCGGACGAGGUGGUGCCGCAGAACACGAGCCGUGUCGUCCAGUAGCGCGCGCGAGCCCGCCGCCAGACGUGACAGUGAGAGUGAGAGAGACCGGCAGAGCGUGCGUGAGUGCGAGAGAGGAGGAUGGGCGCCCGCCGCUUUAUCGCCCAAGCCCCUCCACAUGGCGCGGCGCAGCCAGACUUUACUGCGGAAUUCCUAAGUGUCGUGAGUGAGACGGAAUUUUAAAUCAGCCCUCGCCUCCGCCCCGCGCGUGUGCCCCCCCCCCUCCCCUCAUCCCCUCUCAACCAGCCCUCACGACCGCACCGCCUCUGUUGGGUCCUCCCCCCCCGCCCUCCUGCAGCCUGCAGGUGCUCGACGCUCCCACGAGAGGAAGCGCCAACACAACUUGAGCACCGCGGUGGUGCCUCGCCGCCGCCCCGGGGGCCGCGCCCUCGGCCGCGCCCUGGCCUGGUCCGGCUGCUGGCAGCGCGGCGCGCACCACGACUCGAGAUGGCGGAGACUGCCAAGCGGUGCCUACUGCUGCUGGCGGCGCUGGGGGCGUGCGCGCCGGCCCUGGCUGAGCCCAAGGUGGGCGGGUCGGCCUUCAACUCCACCGGAACGGUCCCGGCCCCGGCGUCCCCGCAGCGGAACAGAUCCAUCUGCCCCGACAUGGACAUUCGGAACAGGCCGAGCCAGCUGAGAAGGCUGGAGGGCUGCGUCGUCGUCGAGGGCAAUUUGAGCAUGGUGCUCAUGGACAACAUGCAACCCGCCGACUUCGCUCCCUACUCCUUCCCGGACCUGCGCGAGGUGACGGGCUACGUCCUCUUCUUCAAAGUGAGCGGACUGCAGUCGCUCGGCCAGCUGUUUCCCAACCUGACACUGAUCCGCGGCACUCAGCUCGUCGUCAACCAGUACUCGCUGGUGGCCUUUCAGAUGCCCGACCUCGUGGAGCUUGGUCUGUCCUCUCUGGAGCUGGUGCAGCGCGGCGCGGUGCGCAUCGACGGCAACCCCUUGCUCUGCUACGCCGACACGCUGGACUGGGACGUGAUCGCGCCGGGCGGCGGCGGCGAGCACUACGUGUACAACAACAGGCCGCCCUCGGAGUGCCAGCCGGCGUGCAAGUGCCCGUCGGGCCGGUGCUGGGGCUACACGAGCUGCCGGCACCCGCGCAAGGGCACGCCCAGGACGCCCUCGGGCGCCGAAUGCAACAAGAACUGCGCCAUCGGCUGCAACGGCACCUCCGCCCACGACUGCAUCGCCUGCGCCGGGCCCCAGGAGGGCAGCGAGUGCGUCGAGCGCUGCAGUCCCGGCAAGCUCGUGUUCCAGCGGCGGCGAUGCGUGCCGGUGGACUGGUGCGAGGAGCACCACUCGGGCGGGGCGGACGGGAUCGAGCACCAAGGUGAGUGCGUGAUGGAGUGCCCCGAAGGCACAAUCAUCGAGGUCCGGGAGGAGAAGAGCAAGAGCAAGAAGAAGCUCAAGGAGGCGGCCGACAAGGAAGACAAGGAGAAGGGAAAGAAGAAGAAGUUCUGCAAACCUUGCGUGGGACCCUGCCGCACCGAAUGCCCGGGCGCGGCCAUCCGCACACCACGUGACGCACUCCAGCUGCUCAAGGGAUGCACCGUGAUCAACGGCACGCUCGAGAUCGAGAUACCUCACGGCGGCGAGGAGGUGGAGAAGGCCCUGGAGCCCGCACUCGGCAACAUCCAGGUCAUCACUGGCUCCCUCGUUGUGAGCAGGUCGCGGCCGCUAUCUUCGCUCCGGUUCCUGCGGUCGCUGCGCGAGGUGCGGGGCUUGGACCGGAACAAGAAGCUGGCCGUCUUCAUCAACGACAACGACAAUCUGCAGUCCCUGUUCGAUUGGGACGAGAACAGCCGGUCCAAGACGCUCACCCUCGCCCCGCACGCCCAGAUCACCUUCUACUACAACCCCCGCCUCUGCCCGCAGGAGAUCAAGAAGUUCGAGAAGGUGACCAACCUGACGAAGGGGCAGAUGCUCAACAACUUCAACGGCUUCAACAACCCGUGUGGCGCGUGGAACUUGUCAGCCUCCGUGUCGGUGCUGGGGCCGGAGUCAGCGGUGCUCACGUGGCGGACCUGGGUACCCGCCAAGGAAGUACUCGCCUACGCCGUGUACGUGACGAAGGCCGUGCGCAAGAACGUGACUGAGUACGCGGGCUCCAUAUUCUGCAGGUACCAGCCGAGCGACGGUGACCUCGACGACGGCAGCGUCUUUGGGUGGAUGGUGGUCGACGUUCGCUUCGGACAAGACGACACCGAGGUGAGCACGCUGGUGCCCAGGCUGCAGCCCGCCACGAUGUACGCCUACUACAUCAAGACGUACACGACCCGGGCCAACGUCAACUCUCCCAUCAGGUACUUCCAAACGCCGCCAGACCGGCCUUCGCCGCCCAGUGCGGUGCGCGCCGUGGCCGUGCGGCCGUCCGCGGGCAGCCUGCUGGUGGCGUGGAGCCCACCCCCGCGCACCAACGGCGUGCUCAGUCACUACAUCAUCACGGGCGAGCUGAGAGACGACGACGACCAGCGCCAACUCGGCGACCGGGACUUCUGCGAGCACCCCGCCACCCCGCCGUACUCUGAGGCCCUGGCCGCGGAGGACGCGCAACGCUGGGCGAAGGGCGAUGAAAGUUCUGCUCCAACUGUGGGCACCUCGUCGGGCUGCUGCUGCUCCGGUUGCUGCCGCAUCCCCCUGAACGAGGAGCAGUGCGAGCGCUUGCUGAGAGGCUCCCAAGACGUGUUGGACGCGUGUGGAAACCGCGUCCAGUCUCUAGACCGCUGUACCCACGUCCUCUACAACGUGGUGUCCGACAACAUGAACCAGGCAGCGUCAUCCUUUUUCCCCAGGGCCAACCAGUUCCCCGGCUCCAGCGGGGGCCAGGGCCGGAUCGACCUCAACCUCUCCGAGGAGUGGGACAAGGACUGGAGGAAGCGGCGCUUCGUACGCAUCGAGAGCGCCAGCGCGACCAGCAGCCUGGUGGAGACGCUCGUGCCCUUCGGCCUGUACUCUAUCUCCGUGCACGCGUGCGGCAAAAGCGGCCCGGGCUUUAGCGAUCCGAAGGGGGCCCCGCUCUCCGCGUCCUGCAGCGCGGCCUCGAUGACGACGGCCAGGUCACUGCAUGCCGAGGGCGUGGACCUCGUGUCGUCAGCCAACGCCACCCUGCAAGGCGACAAGCUGCUCGUGUCCUGGGCCGAGCCGCAGCGCCCCAACGGCAUGCUGGUCUCAUACCACGUGCGCUAUCGGGACCGGCACAAGUUCGAGGGGGGCGAGCAGUGUGUGACCCGGCAGAGCCACCGGCAGCACGGAGGCCGGGUCCCGAUCCCGCUACGGUCCAGCGUCACCCUGGACGAGCAGAGUGCCGCGGUGGAGGAGCGAUACGUGGUCGAGUUGCGGGCCGUCUCUUUGGCGGGUCCAGGUCGCUGGGUCGGCGUAGAGGUCUACGCCACCAAGAGGGUUCCAGCCGCCACAGCAGACAGCGGUGAGGGGCACGACGCCACCGCCAGUCCCAGGUCGACGGCGAAGACUGUGGUGGCGGUGCUGUUGCUCCUCCUCGGGCUGCUAGCCGUGGCGCUCUUUUAUCUCCGACGGCGCGCGGCACGGGACAGCCUAGGUGACGAGUCGGACCUCGGUCAACGUCGGCUUGUGAGCUCGGACCUCACCGAAUGCUGGGAUCUCCCGGACCUCACUGACGAGCCUGACCACUGGCCCCCAAAUGUGCACUUUGAUCCGGACGCGAACCGUGUAAGCUUCGAGCCGCUGCCGACGGCAAACUUGCAAGUCAUGCAGAACCUGCAAUCGUCGGCCGGGAGCAGGGCCUGGCUGCGGUGGCCCAGCGAGGAGGAUGUUGAUGACAACGUCGAGAGUACGCUGCCCUCGGCGCCCCCGCUACAACAGCUGCAGCAUCACACACGGUGGCACCCGACCAAUCCGUUCCACCCCAACCACAGUGGUUUCCACACGGAUGAUAUCUCCAACUCGUCUCCUGAAGCUGUACAAUACAGUAACAGUAAAACAAACCCCUUCACCAGCAGUGACGAGGGAAUGCCCACUGUGCCUCUGCAAGAGGACCCGAAAAUGAGUCCGACAUUUGAUCUUCUCUGGGAAAACAAAGGGGAGAUAUCUUGCAACGUUGACCCACUUUUAAACAAAACAUACACUCAAGAAUAUGUAAAAAAUAGUAGAAAGAAUGAAGAAAUGUUACGUGAUAUCACACCUUCUUUAAUGCUGAAUAGAAAAAAUGUACCUGGGGACUAUGAGGACUGGGAAGAAAUAAAAGUGAAAAGUCCAGUAAAUGAAGAUAUGCACAAAUCACCAUCUACGGAUUCAUUUACUUCAGUAAAUUUGAGUGAAUCUGAACUAUUAAAACAAGAUUUAAGUAAUCUGCGGAGAUGUGAUUCUAGGGAGGGACUGGAUUGAAAUGAAGAAACCUUUCAUGUUACAUUUUGACUUAACAGUUAUUAGCAAUGUUUUUAUUGCAAUAACAAAUGGAAAUCAGUUAUGAAAAUAACUAGAAACUAUAAUAUAUGAAUUGACAAAACCUAAAGAGAGUGGAACACUUUCACAUAUGUAUCGACUUACAUCACAAGAACAAGCCAUCAACAAAAAAAAUUUGGUUGAUAAAUUUGUAAGGUAGAGUGACAAAAAUGCGUAACUGUCUCACAAAAGAAAAUACAAAGAAUGGAGAAAAAACAA
Molecule: messenger RNA, 4857 nt
Organism: Frankliniella occidentalis (western flower thrips)
Lineage: Eukaryota; Metazoa; Arthropoda; Insecta; Thysanoptera; Thripidae
Product: insulin-like growth factor 1 receptor
Exons: 12
Coding region: 661-4581 (1306 amino acids)
Molecular function (GO): protein binding
Source: RefSeq, a predicted model, not a curated record